Molecule: messenger RNA, 3121 nt
Organism: Paramormyrops kingsleyae
Lineage: Eukaryota; Metazoa; Chordata; Actinopteri; Osteoglossiformes; Mormyridae
Gene: lrp3
Product: low density lipoprotein receptor-related protein 3
Cellular component (GO): plasma membrane
Molecular function (GO): protein binding
Source: RefSeq, a predicted model, not a curated record
UUUUCCUUCUCUCUCCCGAAUCCCACGUCACUGGGGAUCAUACAGAUAUAUGCAUUAAUUUAAAGAGGCUUCAAGCACAGACCACGGAGGAAAACAUUAGUCACCAGUUGGACUGGACGGCAGUGGCGUGCAUCCUUCUCCGUCGCGCAUCAAGCCGCCGGCAUGGGCUGCGGGCGCUGCACGCCUCCGUACAGCUCAGAUCCCCCUUUCUCCGCCUCGGUGCUGCUUGUGAGCAGGACAGAAGCUCAGGGUGAAUCGGAGCCUGUGUGCUCCGCAGGGCACUCGGGAUGAUUGCGGUGCAUGUCGAUGGAGCGUUUUCCGCGAUGGCAAAAAGAAUCGCCUAGGCUUUUUUGAACGAUGGAAUGGAAGGGGACGCCGGGGCUGCUUUUGGUGAAAUGGAUGUGUGUCCGAUUCACCGUGGUUUGUGUCGCAGCCUGCAGUGGGAAGGUGGAGCUGCACACAGAGAGGAGAGGAGUGAUCUACAGCCCCUCCUGGCCACUCAACUACCCCCCAGGUGUCAACUGCAGCUGGAACAUCCAGGGGGACAAGGGAGACGUAAUCACCAUCAGCUUCCGAAACUUUGACCUGGCUGAGUCCGGGAAAUGCUCGGGCGACUGGCUGCUGCUGGGCCCCACGUGGAGGGAGGGGUACCGCAUGUGCGGGGCUCUGCUGCCCCCGCCCUUCAUCUCCACCCGUGGCCGCGUCUGGCUCUCCUUCCAUUCCCAGGCCAACAGCUCGGGCCAGGCUCAGGGCUUCCGCCUCUCAUACAUCCGCGGUAAGUUAGGACAGAGCAGUUGCCAGGGCGACGAGUUCCUGUGUGCCAAUGGGAAGUGCCUCCCCCGGGCCUGGAAGUGCAACGGGCUGGACGAGUGUGGUGACGGCUCGGACGAGCGGGCCUGCGCACCCCCGCCCACCGAGGCCCGGCCCAGCCUGUGCCCCCCCGGCACCGUGCCGUGCCCCCAGGGCCAGUCUGUGCGCUGCCUGCCCGAGACGCGGCUCUGCGACGGCUCCCGCGACUGUGCCGACGGCACCGACGAGGCCCACUGUCCCGACACGGCCUGCGGCAGGCGCCUGGGCAACUUCUACGGCUCGUUCGCCUCGCCCGACUUCUUCCGGCCCGAGCGGGGCUCCCCCGAGCUGCGCUGUGCCUGGCUGGUGGACACACAGGACCCCAAGCGCAUCGUGCUGCAGCUGGACCUGCGGCUGGGCGCCGGCGACUCUGUGCGCGUCUACGACGGGCUGGGCGAGCGCGCCGACCGCCUGCUGCAGAGCCUGUCCUCUUCUGACAACCGCCGGCCCGCCAUCGUGGAGUCGAGCCGCGGUCAGCUGACCGUGCUGUACCACGCCGCCCCCUACAGCUCGGGCCACGGCUUCAACGCCACCUACCAGGUGAAGGGCUACUGCUUCCCCGGCGAACGGCCCUGUGGUGCCGACCAGGGCUGCUUCUCGGAGCACCAGCGUUGCGACGGCUACUGGCACUGCCCGUCGGGCCGCGACGAGGAGGGCUGCCCCGCAUGCCAGGCCGGCGAGUACCCCUGCGAGGGCGCCGGCGGGGCCUGCUACCCCGCCACUGAGCGCUGCAACAACCAGAAGAAGUGUCCCGACGGCUCAGACGAGAAGAACUGCUUCAACUGCCAGCCAGGCAACUUCCACUGCGGCACCAACCUGUGCAUCCUGGAGACGUGGCGCUGCGACGGGCAGGAGGACUGCCAGGACGGCAGCGACGAGCGGGACUGCCUGGUGGCCGUGCCCCGCAAGGUGAUCACGGCGGCGCUCAUCGGCAGCCUGGUGUGCGGCCUGCUGCUCGUCAUCGCGCUCGGCUGCGCCUUCAAGCUGUACUCCCUGCGCACGCGUGAGUACAGGGCGUUCGAAACCCAGAUGACCCGAUUGGAGGCGGAGUUUGUCAGGAGGGAAGCUCCACCCUCCUAUGGUCAGCUGAUCGCUCAAGGUCUCAUCCCACCAGUGGAGGACUUUCCCGUCUACAAUCCCUCUCAGGCCUCCAUGCUGCAGAACAUCCGCACGGCCAUGCGCAGGCAGAUCCGCCGGCACUCGUCUCGCCGCCGCCUGGGACGUCUCUGGAGCCGGCUUUUUCACCGCGGGGCCCGUCCGCGGGGCCACAUCCCGCUGCUUACGGCCCCUGGGGCCGCCCGGCCCUCCCUUGGCACCAAUGGCAGUGCACUCAGCUACCAAGCAGUGGGCUCUGGGGGAAGGACCGGCAUCACUGCGGGCAUAGGCUGGGCACCUAACCCCUGCACUUCAGACAACAUGAGCCGAGCCCUGCAGGGGGCGACAGAGGACGAGUGCCACCCUCCUGCCAGCUCCCCAGACUCCCCUUUGUCACCGCUCAGCCCUCCAUCACCCCCGUCAGCCUCCGACAGUCAGGAGGAGGAGCUGUGUACAAACUCGUCUGCGCAGCUGGAGCAGAGGCGCUCCUACAAUGGCUGUCCGGCCCCCAGAAUGCCCUGUUCUGCACAGGCGAGCACGGGGGGAUCAGGUAGGCGACAGGGGGCGUCAUCUGGCAACUCCCACGGCAGCACGCCGGGCAAUGCAGGACGCUCCCUGAACCGCAGGGCCUCCCGCAAGCUUGUGCGGGGGCUGGCGGCCAAUCUGCGCGGUGUGGCUAUGAGACGGUACUCUCCACUCGGCCCGGCCUCUGUCACGGACCCUCCGGCGCCCCCAGGCCAGGUGGAGGGACACAGCCACGCCCCAUCGCGGAGCCUGGAGUCCUCAGGGUUGCAUGGAGAUAGCCGUGCGUGCCUGUCUGUGGUGCCAAAACAGGAGGGGCUCAGCACCUGUGCCGACGGGGGGGGGCUGAGCAGCGAUGAAGAUGAUGAAUCUCUCCUCAUCUGCUAGGAGACUGCUGAUCUCCUCUCUUCUCCUCCUGAGGUUUUUAGGAGGGUUAUACAGCCAUUGAGCCCCAUCCCACGCCCCCCCCGGCACGACCGUACAGAAACACUUGCCAGUUUUUACUUCUGCCGCCCCCCCGCCCUUCCUCAUUCUGUCACUGCCCGAUCAUCACAUCAAUGACACUGUUCCGGUUGUCUGUCUGAGGUCACAUUCUCACAUCAUAUGUUUAACAUGCAUUGAUUAAAACGGCGCGUUAGUUGGCUGUAUAAUCAGG